UAUGGAUGGGCACUAGUGUUCUCGCUGGCAGUGCAGCAGUUAAGCCCCAUAUCCGCUCCCUGGUUGGAGUGACGCCUGUAAGAGGAGCCAGAAGUGCAGCUCGGCAGAGGGUUCCAUGAGUGCAGCCGGGGUGCUGGUGUUGCUGAUUUUUGCUUCUAUAGUAAUGUCUAACCUGGCCAAAGCCACCGGCAAAUUGAUAUCAGUUGAUUAUGAAGUUUUUGGUCGUGUCCAGGGUGUUUGCUUCAGAAUGUAUACGGAGGGUGAAGCUAGAAAACUUGGCGUGGUCGGCUGGGUUAAGAAUUCAAGACAAGGCACCGUGGUUGGACAAGUCCAAGGACCGGAGGAGAAAGUGAAUUCAAUGGCUUGGAAAUAUCUGCUCGGAGAGAAAGCAUUUCCCCUUGUGCUCUUCUGUUUCUUGCCCAAUUUCUGCUCAGGAGGCGCCACAAGGAAGGCGUGGCUGAGCAAGGUGGGCAGUCCAAGCUCACGGAUCAAUCGGACAGACUUUAAUGAUGAGAAGGAAAUCCCCAAGCUCCAGUAUAACGGCUUCAACACCAGAUACUGAAUAGGGAAAACUUUUAUUUCAAUGUGUUCGUGUCCAUUGUGCGUCACUCCAGCCCCCGGAAAUAACUAAUAUUAUUAUUAUUAGCCGCCGCCAUGGACCGAGGUGGGACAUCGUGUCUACAAAGAUAACAUUGGGGCGUAUUUACUACAUUUUCUCCUUGUGUGAGGUCAGCUGUGUUUUAUAAAGCCAUAGAAGUA
This is a messenger RNA of Xenopus laevis (African clawed frog), 759 nucleotides long. It is a transcript of the gene acyp2.L, whose product is annotated as acylphosphatase-2. Lineage: Eukaryota; Metazoa; Chordata; Amphibia; Anura; Pipidae. The record is from RefSeq and is a predicted model, not a curated record. The coding region runs from base 116 to 562 and encodes 148 amino acids. The transcript has 5 exons.